Ilex paraguariensis (yerba mate) is the source of this 4065-nucleotide messenger RNA. NCBI's taxonomy places the organism in Eukaryota, Viridiplantae, Streptophyta, Magnoliopsida, Aquifoliales, Aquifoliaceae. The record is from the annotation of a GenBank genome assembly.
AUGGGUCGGAAGAAGCCGACGAACCAAGAGGACGAGAACUCCGCUGCCGCACAGGGCGGUGGUGGGAAGUCCAAAAAGAAAAACAUGGUAAUUGAUGAUGAUGAAUACUCAGUUGCAACUGAGUUGUCGGAGGAACAAUCAGUUCAGGAUGAGAAAGUGGUGCCAACUAGUAAUAGAAAGAAGGGUAAGAAGGAAAAUUCAAAAAGUUCACAAAUCACAGGUGAUGAUGACGAUGUAGAGGUGAAGGAUGGGGAAGACGAGGAUGAUGUCCCAGCGACUCAAUUUGGUGGUAAAAAGAAGAGUAAGUCAAAGAAAAGUGGGAGUAAUAGUGUAUUUAGUUCUUCAAAUUUUGGGUUACUUGGUGAAGAAGAUGAGGAUAAUGAUGGAAGUUCGGUUGUGAUUCAAGACAGGAAUGAUGAGGGUGUUCGUAGUGAGGAAGAGAGUGAGAGUGUUGUGGCUUUUAAAGGGAAAAAGAAGCCAUCAAAGUCAAAAAAGGGUGAUAGUGUGUUUAGAGCGGCAGUGUUUGAUGCAGUUGAUGAUGAUGAUGGAAGUGGCAUGGUGGAUAAUGAGGACGAGCCUGUUAUUUCUUUUACAGGAAAAAAGAAACCAUCAAAAUCGAGUAAGAAAAGUGGUGGCACUGUGUUUGCAGCGAUUAGUUCUGUUGGACUUGAUGAAGGGAGUGAGGAUAAGGAUGAAACUAAAAAGGAUGAAGAUGAAGACGUUGCUGAGAUUACUUUCGCAGGUAAGAAGAAGAAGUCUUCAUCGAAGAUCAGUAGUAGUUCAUUUAGUGUAGCACUGCUUGAUAGAGAAAAUGACGAAGAUGCUUCUAUUUCUAAAUUGGGUGGUGAUAAUAUUGAUGAUGAUUUUGGUGCUUCGGAUGAAGAUGUGUCAGCCAUUAUGUUUUCUGGUAAAAAGAAGCCUUCCAAAAAGAAGAGUACCAGUGUUUUUGCUACACUUGAUUCUGGGCUUGUAGAUGGAUCAUCGCAUGUGGUUGAACCUGAACAAUUUAGUGUGAGCACUAGUACUAAAGAAGCUAAUAAUUCUAAAAACCAAAAGCAGGUGAGUGAAGACCUGGCAGAAACGUCAAAGAACAAAAAGAAGAAAAAAAAGGGUGGAAGAACUGCUCAAGAAGAGGAUGACCUUGACAAGAUUCUAGCGGAACUUGGAGAAGUGUCCUCUACAUCAAAACCUGCUCCAUCUCCAGCUCCUCCUCCUCCCCAAGAAGCGGAGCUUCAGACUCAGCCUGAGCCAGUUGGGUCUGCAGAUCCUAUAGGUGAAAAGGAAACCGAGGAGGAGGGUGGUGUGGAGACUGCUGCCACAAAGAAGAAGAAAAAGAAGAAAGAUAAGGAAAAAGAGAAGAAGGCUGCUGCCGCUGCUGCUGCAAAGGCUGCUGCCGCUGCUGCUGCAGUGGAAGAAAAGCAAGAAAGGCCGGAAGAAACAAAGACUAAAGUAUCAGAUAAGAAAGUCCCCAAGCAUGUGAGGGAGAUGCAAGAGAGACUUGCCAAGCUUAAGGAAGCAGAAGAAAGGAAGAAGAGGGAAGAAGAGGAGAAGUUAAGGAAGGAAGAAGAGGAGCGUCGUCGGCAGGAAGAACUUGAAAGACUAGCAGAAGAGAAAAAGCGCUUGAAAAAGGAAAGGGAAAAGGAGAAGCUUUUGAAGAAGAAACAGGAAGGGAAGCUUCUAACUGGGAAGCAGAAGGAAGAAGCUCGUAGGUUGGAGGCAAUGAGGAACCAAAUACUUGCUAAUGCAGGAGUGCCUCUUCCUGGUGGAGACAAUGGUGGUGCCCCAGCAAAACGACCCAUGUAUCAAACAAAGAAGUCAAAGCCGCAUUCUCAAACAAAUGGGGUGGCCAUUACAAAAACUUUUGAAAGCACGGAAGCAAAGGAGAACCAGCUGGAAACUGCGUCAGAGGUAGAUUCCCUGGAAACCGAGAAGAUCGAAGAACUGGAGCCUAUGAAUGUGGAGAAGGUGGAAGAAUCCAAAAUGGUUGAAGAGAAUGGAAUUGAAGAAGACGACGAUGACGAAGAAUGGGAUGCAAAAAGUUGGGAUGAUGCUGAUCUGAAACUGCCUGGUAAAAGUGCUUUUGCUGAUGAAGAGGAGGACUCGGAACCUGAACCUGUGGUCAAAAAAGAGAGAAAGGGUGUACGACCAACUACUCGUGAUGCGUCGCUGCCACCUGGAGCUGCCAAACUAGCAUUUGCUACCCAGAAAAACGCCUCUAAUCGACCAGUCAAAUCUGAGGAUGUUGAAAGUAACAAAAUCCUUCUGGAGACUGGGGUUACAGGCAAGAAUAAGCGAAAAGAACCUCAAGGGAAAAAGGAACAACCAAAAUCAGAUGCUUCCUCCAACCAUGAAAUUAAUCUCCGUUCCCCAAUUUGCUGUAUUAUGGGUCACGUAGAUACCGGUAAAACCAAGCUACUUGAUUGUAUAAGGGGCACUAAUGUUCAGGAAGGUGAGGCUGGAGGAAUUACACAGCAAAUUGGUGCAACAUAUUUUCCUGCUGAGAACAUACGGGAGAGAACCAAGGAACUGAAAGCUGAUGCGAAGCUUAAUGUCCCAGGCCUAUUGGUUAUUGACACACCAGGGCAUGAAUCUUUUACUAAUUUGCGCUCUCGGGGUUCAGGUCUAUGCGACAUUGCAAUUUUGGUUGUAGACAUAAUGCAUGGUUUGGAACCACAGACCAUUGAAUCACUCAAUCUGCUGAAAAUGAGAAAUACAGAGUUCAUUGUUGCCUUGAAUAAGGUGGACAGACUUUAUGGAUGGAAAAUUUGUCGCAAUGCACCAAUUGUGAAGGCAAUGAAGCAACAGUCGAAAGAUGUUCAAAUUGAAUUUAAUAUGAGGCUUACUCAGGUCAUCACACAGUUUAAGGAGCAAGGGUUAAACACUGAAUUGUACUAUAAAAACAAAGAGAUGGGGGAGACUUUCAGUAUAGUACCUACCAGUGCAAUCAGUGGUGAAGGCAUUCCUGACAUGUUAUUAUUACUGGUUCAAUGGACUCAAAAGACAAUGAUAGAGAAACUGACAUACAUUGAUGAAGUACAGUGCACAGUUUUGGAGGUUAAGGUUAUUGAAGGCCAUGGGACAACCAUUGAUGUGGUGUUGGUUAAUGGCGUGCUUCAUGAAGGAGAUCAAAUAGUUGGACCUAUUGUUACCUCAAUUCGAGCGUUAUUGACGCCCCAUCCAAUGAAUGAACUCCGAGUUAAGGGAACGUAUCUGCAUCAUAAAGAAAUCAAGGCUGCCCAGGGUAUCAAGAUUACUGCACAGGGCCUUGAGCAUGCAAUUGCAGGCACUGCUUUAUAUGUGGUGGGGUCUGAUGAUGAUGUGGAAGAUAUCAAGGAAUCAGCCAUGGAAGAUAUGAGAUCAGUAAUGAGCAGGAUUGACAAAAGUGGCGAGGGAGUUUAUGUUCAAGCAUCUACUCUUGGGUCACUGGAAGCAUUGCUGGAGUUCUUGAAGACUCCAGUGGUAAACAUACCUGUUAGUGGAAUAGGUAUAGGCCCAGUGCAUAAGAAGGAUGUCAUGAAGGCUAGUGUCAUGCUUGAAAAGAAGAAAGAGUUUGCUACAAUCUUGGCCUUUGAUGUGAAAGUGACACCAGAGGCUCGGGAACUUGCAGAUGAACUUGGUGUCAAAAUAUUCAUAGCUGAUAUUAUUUAUCACUUGUUUGAUCAGUUUAAGGCCUACAUUGAUAAUCUCAAGGAGGAAAAGAAGAAGGAAGCUGCUGAGGAUGCAGUAUUUCCGUGUGUUCUCAAAAUUAUGCCUAAUUGCAUCUUUAACAAAAAGGAUCCGAUUGUUUUGGGGGUUGACAUUCUUGAAGGCAUUGCUAAGAUUGGAACUCCAAUUUGUAUUCCCCAGAGGGAGUUUAUUGAUAUUGGGCGGAUUGCAUCAAUUGAGAACAAUCACAAGCCAGUUGAUUAUGCCAAGAAAGGCCAGAAGGUUGCCAUUAAGAUUGGAACUCCAAUUUGUAUUCCCCAGAGGGAGUUUAUUGAUAUUGGGCGGAUUGCAUCAAUUGAGAACAAUCACAAGCCAGUUGAUUAUGCCAAGAAAGGCCAGAAGGUUGCCAUUAAGGUAUGA